AUGGUCUCCCGCCUCAGCGCCGCCACCGCCCUCCUGGGCGCGUACCUCUCCGUCGUCUCGGCCCAGACCUUCCAGCGUCUCGGUGCCUGCCCCGACCUCGGCUGCGUCUUCCCCCCCGACCAGGCCGACUUCCUCCCCGGCCAAUUCUUCGACCUCCGCGUCGAGGUCCACGCCCCCGUCAACGGCUCCGAGGCCUUCAACGACGGCGUCCCGGACAAGGACUUCUCCGUCACCGUCACCAAGAAGGGCGCCGCUAGCCAAAAGGUCACCGACUUCUUCGGCGUCGAGGAGCCCGAGCUUGAGACCUGGAAGUUUAGCUGGUAUGAGGACCUCUUCGCUGAGGAUGCCAAGCAGAAGAGCUUGGUCAAUGUUGCUAGCAAGAUCUACCGCCGCAUCGUGCUGAAGGAGCCCGGCGAGUACGAGGUUACGCUCUCGUACUAUGGUAACAAGAAGACUGUUGCCAAUUGGGUCGUCAGGCCCAUUUCUCAUAAGAAGAAGGCGAAGAACAUCAUCUUCUUCAUUGGUGAUGGCAUGACCACCAACAUGGUCACGGCCGCCCGUCUCCUCGGACACAAGAGCAUCAACGGCAAGUACCAGUCGCUCUUGCAGCUUGACAAGUUCCCCGUCCUCGGCCACCAGAUGACGCACUCUAUCGACUCGUACAUUACCGACUCUGCCAACUCUGCUGCCUCCCUCUACAGCGGUCACAAGGGUACUGUCAACGCCAUGGGUGUCUAUGUCGACUCGUCUCCCGACGCGUUCGAUGACCCCAAGGUUGAGACCAUCACUGAGCUCAUCAGCCGUAUCUGGGGAUCUGCCUGGGGUGCCGUCUCCACUGCCGCCCUCGCUGAUGCUACCCCCGCCGCCCUUACUGCUCACACCCGCCAGCGCGCCCUCUACGGUCCCAUCAUCGACCAGGCUCUCAACGGUAUCACCAACUACACCUGGACUCCCAUGAACGGCCCCGAUGUCUACUUCGGCGGUGGUGCCGAGCAGUUCUACCCCGGCAAGGGCUCCUACCAGGGCAAGGACUACUACCAGGAGUUCGCCAACAAGGGCUACACCGUCUCCCUCAACAAGACUUCGCUCCUCGCCGCUGACCCCAAGGAGAAGGCCCUCGGCAUCUUCUGCCAGAGCCACUUCCCCGUCUGGCUCGACCGCAACGUCUACACUGAGAACCUCAAGGCUUUCAAGAACGAUCCCCUCGGCGGAGACGCACCCGCUCUUGACCUUCCCGGCCUCAAGGAGAUGACUGUCAAGGCUGUCGAGAUUCUUCACAACCGUGGUGGUGACAAGGGUUUCUUCCUCAUGAGCGAGGCUGCUUCCAUCGAUAAGCAGAUGCACGCUCUCGACUACGACAGGGCUCUUGGUGAUCUUCUUGAGCUUGACGACACCGUUAAGGCUACCAUCGACAAGCUCGAGGAGCUUGGUGUCCUCGACGAGACUCUCAUCGUUGUCUCUGCUGAUCACGGUCACGGAUUCGACGUCUUCGGUAGCGCCGAUACCAAGUACCUCGCCUCCCAGACCGAAGACCGCAAGAAGCGCCGCGCCAUCGGCACCUACGCCAACUCCGGUCUCUCCAAGUACACCGAGGAGACUCCCGGCAUCAGCUACAACACCGGUGCCAACUUCCCCCUCAACUGGACCCCCCGCUACGCCAUCGCCGCCGGCGUCGCCGCCAACCCCGACCACCGCGAGGACUUCCACCUCCACGAGGAGGGCCCCCGCAACCCCGCCAAGAGCAUCGCCGGCGAGUACUUCGUCGACCCCAAGGAUUCCCCCCAUGGUUUCGUCGUCAACGGUACCCUCUCGCCCGUCGAGAGCGUCGGCGUCCACUCGCUUACUGACGUCCCCGUGUUUGCUAUGGGUCCUUGCCAGAACCUGUUCGGUGGUGUUUAUAACAACGUGGAUAUUUUCUACAAGUUCGCCGAGUGCUUCGGUCUUGGUCUGGGAAAGGGAAACGGCACUGAUAACUGUACUCCUAAGCCGCCCAAGGGCAAGGGUAAGAAGACUCACUAA
Molecule: messenger RNA, 2019 nt
Organism: Scedosporium apiospermum
Lineage: Eukaryota; Fungi; Ascomycota; Sordariomycetes; Microascales; Microascaceae
Product: Alkaline phosphatase
Exons: 5
Coding region: 1-2019 (672 amino acids)
Biological process (GO): dephosphorylation
Molecular function (GO): alkaline phosphatase activity
Source: RefSeq, a predicted model, not a curated record